AUGCCUCGUCGCUUUGAGUCCGAUGAGCAUGUCACUCUCUCCGAUGACAAGAGCGAUGCCAGUGCUGACCUCCCAGACAUCUUCUCGAACGACCCUUCUGAAGGUACCUCCGGCAGUGAUAUGGAGCCAGACAGUGACGAUUCGGAUGGCGAUUCGGAGGACGAUUCAGACGAUGAUUCAGAUGAUGACGCCCUCUUCAACGAUGAAGAGCAGCAUCCCCCAGACUGGCGUUGCGACCAACGACGGGGCAAGAAUGGACACAGGACUCCUGGAAUCAAGUAUAAGAGCUCCUUGGAGACCUUCUGGAAGUGUUGGCAUCUAGUCUACAAGCGCGAAGUCGGGCACGGGCUCGACAAGGUGACUAUCGUACAGGUGGAGGAUGCGCUGUUGGACCUUCGCUAUCGGCACCUCCGGUUGAACCUGAUCUGUGAUCCAGAUGGAGAGCGUCCUCGACUGUUCAUUUACCUGACACUGGAGUUUACAAAGACGUUCCUGGGCAAGAAGGAGCUGAAUACUUUCCCGAUCCCUGAGAUCAUCUAUGACCCGACCUUGGUCCUCAGCCCCCAUGUCUUCCUCCUAGGCAUGUUAUUCCGGAUCGGAGCCUUCAAGAAUAUAUCCAUGGACGGCCCAGUCGUGAACUGCCCAGAGAACUUGUACAGCCUCGGCAUUUUAGAUGGGCUUAACCAGCAGGAAUUGAAGUUGAAGGAUGAAAUAUUGGAUCAAUUUGUGUUCUGCCAGGCGAUUCAGGAAGCAGAUGGGGUUCGGAUUGCUCUUGAUCAGCAACUGUCGUCGGCGACCGUCCGAUACCGGAUGAAACAGGAAGGUGAAAUCACAGGCUUUGAACAAGUCACGAAGCCGUGCUGCCUUCGAUACAGAGCAGCCAAGGCAUUCAAUGACAGCUCGGACGUGACAGAUGAGCUCCAGAACAUGAUGUUGCAGCAUGCCAGCAUCAGCACCUUUGUUCAGCACUAUAGCGGGCUGCCACAAGAGAAACGAUUGAUGCGUUUCGCAUGCUCCAUGAGCCGGUCGAUCGAUCCCUGGCGACCCUAUAAGCUGUCUGCAGAAGACUCCAGUUCUAUCAAUGAGCUCCCUUGUGUGUGUGCCUUGCAGGAGCUGGUUCAGAAGCGUAAGCAGGCUCGGGAUUGGUGCAGUGAUAAAUACAAACAUGCAGAGGGAAGAUACGAACAGGCCCUCUGUGAACAGCGAAACGAGAAACAACAGGAACUGCUGCGACAGAACCUGGAACGGUAUCAGGAUAAGUACGACCGCGUGGAUCAGAAAUAUCAACGGGCCCUCUGUGAGCUGCGGAAUGAGAAGCAGCGGCAAUGCAACCGCCUGGUGCGGGAGAACCUGGAGCGGUAUAAAAACAAGCAACCAGUGAUCGACAGCGAACGGCAGCUCUCUGGAAAGAUGGUAGAUGAGGAGGUGAUCGGGGCGUUGCAGCAAACAGGGUAUAUGACACCACAGCAUAUGAUGCUGAUCAACACCAUCCUGACCAUUCCGGGUGCCAUGAUCGAAGCUGAAUAUCAGCGUUGGAUUGCAGCAAUCAAUGCAGUAAUUGCAUUCUGUGAUGUGAUGGAGGGCGCCCCAACACAGCCUGGCCCGUCCUGA
Messenger RNA from Rasamsonia emersonii CBS 393.64, 1611 nucleotides. RefSeq lists its product as uncharacterized. The transcript is spliced from 6 exons. Bases 1 to 1611 code for a protein of 536 amino acids. Lineage: Eukaryota; Fungi; Ascomycota; Eurotiomycetes; Eurotiales; Trichocomaceae. The record is from RefSeq and is a predicted model, not a curated record.